This is a messenger RNA of Belonocnema kinseyi, 549 nucleotides long. RefSeq names its product major royal jelly protein 4-like. The coding region runs from base 1 to 549 and encodes 182 amino acids. The record is from RefSeq and is a predicted model, not a curated record. Gene Ontology annotation, cellular component: extracellular region. Lineage: Eukaryota; Metazoa; Arthropoda; Insecta; Hymenoptera; Cynipidae. The transcript has 3 exons.
AUGAAGGUGAAACUUUUGUUUUCCAUUUUCUUCAUCCUGGCUUUAAUUACAUGCACCAAAGCAGGAACGCAGCUUUUGCCAGAGUCAUCUUAUACCCUCAGUGUACAAAAUUUAAAUUGGCCUGAUCCCUCAACAAAUGAAAUUUAUGAAACGAGUGGACGUUAUAUUCCCAGAAAUAUCAUAGUAACAAGGACUCAGAUUUACAAGGACCAAGCUAUAGUAGCAAUGCCUCGUUAUAAAUCAGGAGUUCCUUUUACACUUGGUCUUGUCUCGUUAAGGACCAAAGGAUGCGAGAGCAAAAUUGAUCCUUUUCCCUACUGGAAAGUGAAUGAGGAAGAAAAUUGUGAUGCACUUCAAAGUGCAGUUGAUAUCGUUCUAGAUGCACAGGAAAUUCUCUGGGUUUUGGAUGUGGGAGUAAUCAACACUUUGGAACAACCAAUUCAAAAAUGUUCUCCAAAAGUCGUUGCCAUUGAUGUUAAAACUGGCAAAGUUAACUACAACGACGAGGAUAAUGACAAGGCCGAUAAUACCGAUUUCUUUGGGAAUUAG